GGAAGGAGCGGGAGCACAACUUCCAGCCCGGGGACAACGUGGAGGUGUGCGAGGGGGAGCUCAUCAACCUGCAGGGCAAGAUCCUGAGCGUGGACGGCAACAAAAUCACCAUCAUGCCCAAGCACGAGGACCUCAAGGACAUGCUGGAGUUCCCGGCCCAGGAGCUCAGGAAGUAUUUUCGGAUGGGCGACCACGUGAAGGUGAUCGCGGGGAGGUUCGAGGGCGACACGGGGCUGAUCGUCAGGGUGGAGGAGAACUUCGUCAUCCUCUUCUCCGACCUCACCAUGCACGAGCUGAAGGUGCUGCCCCGGGACCUGCAGCUCUGCUCCGAGACGGCGUCGGGGGUGGACGUGGGGGGGCAGCACGAGUGGGGGGAGCUGGUGCAGCUGGACCCCCAAACCGUGGGGGUGAUCGUGAGGCUCGAGAGGGAAACCUUCCAGGUGAGACCCCCCAAAAUGUGGGGGUGCCACGGUCACCUUCCAGGUGAGACCCCCCAAAAUGUGGGGGUGCCACGGUCCCCUUCCAG
This is a messenger RNA of Manacus vitellinus (golden-collared manakin), 526 nucleotides long. RefSeq names its product SPT5 homolog, DSIF elongation factor subunit (gene SUPT5H). Gene Ontology annotation, cellular component: DSIF complex. Lineage: Eukaryota; Metazoa; Chordata; Aves; Passeriformes; Pipridae. Gene Ontology annotation, biological process: regulation of transcription by RNA polymerase II; regulation of DNA-templated transcription elongation; transcription elongation by RNA polymerase II. The transcript is spliced from 4 exons. The annotation marks the transcript as partial. Gene Ontology annotation, molecular function: mRNA binding. The record is from RefSeq and is a predicted model, not a curated record.